This is a messenger RNA of Frankliniella occidentalis (western flower thrips), 453 nucleotides long. Its product is annotated as protein PET100 homolog, mitochondrial. The transcript has a single exon. The coding region runs from base 31 to 267 and encodes 78 amino acids. Gene Ontology annotation, biological process: mitochondrial respiratory chain complex IV assembly. Gene Ontology annotation, cellular component: mitochondrion; mitochondrial inner membrane. NCBI's taxonomy places the organism in Eukaryota, Metazoa, Arthropoda, Insecta, Thysanoptera, Thripidae. The record is from RefSeq and is a predicted model, not a curated record.
UUUCAGGUUGUUUGCAAAACAAUUUAUAAAAUGGGCUGGGGGCUAGAAGUUUUUAAAAUGGGACUAUAUGUGUCUUUCCCAGUUGCUAUGUUCCAUUACUUCAAUAGCCCAGGUAACAUUGAAGAAGAUAUUCUCAAAGCUCGCCACGAUUAUAUUACCAAAUACAUUGGAACUGAAGUUUGGGAGCAGAGGAAUGAGGAGAUUAGAGAGAAAAAGAGAAAAGAACUAGAAGAAAGGGAUAGAAGAAUGCGUGAAAAACUCCAAUAAAAAUGUAGUUUUAAGAAUAUAAAUAUCAGACUGGCGUAACUUAGCUUUUGAGGCAUAUGCAUUUCAAAUGUUAGUAUUAUCUUUAAUAAAUCAAAGUUGUAGAUAUACUAUGUCGUGUUCAACUCAUGGUUUACACUAAUUGAAUUCUGUAGUUUUAUGAGAAUAUAUUAUUACUUCGAUUCUAAA